Pediculus humanus corporis (human body louse) is the source of this 1434-nucleotide messenger RNA. Its product is annotated as coiled-coil domain-containing protein 47 precursor, putative. Gene Ontology annotation, molecular function: calcium ion binding. Gene Ontology annotation, cellular component: endoplasmic reticulum. The transcript has 7 exons. NCBI's taxonomy places the organism in Eukaryota, Metazoa, Arthropoda, Insecta, Psocodea, Pediculidae. Gene Ontology annotation, biological process: endoplasmic reticulum calcium ion homeostasis. The coding region runs from base 1 to 1434 and encodes 477 amino acids. The record is from RefSeq and is a predicted model, not a curated record.
AUGAAAUCAGCCUUUUUUUUUAUAACUUUGAUUCUUGUAUUUCAAUGUAAUUUAAUUGAAAGUCGUAUUAACGAAGAUUUUGAGGAUAAUGAAUUCGCAGAAUUUGAAGAUUUUGAUGAGGAUGAAUUGGCCAGUGAAAUUAAAAAUAAAGGUAAUUUAGAAGUUUUGCACAAUUCUAAAGGAAAACUGGUCGUAGAAGAAGAUGAUGAUGAUGAUAUGGUUUUGGAGGAUGAAAUUGAAAAUGAUGAUGAUUCUGUUGUAGAGGAUGAAGAUAAUGAAUUUGAUCAUUUCAGUGAUGAAGAAGAAUUUGAAGGUUUCGAUACUGGUACUACCAAACCAGAAAAGAAAGAAGCUCCUAGAAUAACAAUAACUCAGGUGCCUCUACAUUUUAGAAAUAAUUGGGAUAGUUAUUAUUUAGAAAUGCUUAUGGUGGCCGGGUUGCUUGUUUACUUUUUAAAUUUUUUUACCGGAAGAAACAAAAAUCACAAACUUGCCAACAUGUGGUAUUACACUCAUAAAAAUUUAUUAGAAGAAAAUUUCACAUUGGUAGGAGACGAUGGUAAAAUAGAAAUAGAAAAUCCAGGUUUGGUAAAAGAAUCGGAAAAUUUGUUUACUCUAUGGUGUAGCGGAAGAAUGUGUUGCGAAGGAAUGUUGGUCGAGUUAAAAUUAUUAAAAAGACAAGAUUUAUUGUCUGUCAUUGCACAAAUUAUGAAACCAUCAAAUGAUCAAAUUCAUAUUAGAGUUGAUAUGAGUAAAGAGGACAUGGAUUCGUUUGUAUUUUGCAUUGCCAAUAGGAAAACGGCUAAUAAAUUAAGUAAAGAAAUGGCUGAUUUGAGUAUUUAUUGCCCUGAGAAAAAAUCUGGAUUUAAAUUUGGGGUACCUGAUAAUUUUAGUAUUAUGAGUGAAAUCGGUGAAGUAACAUCAGCCAUGUUGGAUUCGAAAAUAUUAGCAGUGCUAAAUAAAUAUAAUAAUUUAGUAGAGUACAUACAUUUCAGUGAUCAAUUUUCUGGACCUAAACAAACCGAUGAUACAAAUGUUAUAAAAUUACCUGAUGUAAAAAAGGUUCUGCUAUUUCAUUUUAACAUACCAAUAAGAGGUCACGGUACUCAAGAAGCAAUGGAACAAAUGAAACCCUUACUCCAAUUGGUUUUUUAUUGCAUGGAUAAAAUUAAACGUUACAAACUAAGCAAAGAGGCUAAGGCAAAAGCUGAUAAAAAUCGUUUAAGAGUCGAAGAAGCUUUUAUGAAAACGACACAUGCCGCAAGAGCAGAAGCAGCUGCGGCUAGACGUGAGGAAAAGAAACGACAAGAAAAGGAAAGGAUAUUGCAAGAAGAUGAUCCGGAAAAGCAAAGGAAAUGGGAAGAAAAGGAAAUGAAAAGACAGUUGAAGAAAAAAGCUCCAAGAAUAAAACAGUUAAAAGUCAAAUCCCUUUGA